This is a messenger RNA of Microplitis demolitor, 2056 nucleotides long. RefSeq names its product neuronal acetylcholine receptor subunit beta-2-like. Gene Ontology annotation, molecular function: neurotransmitter receptor activity; extracellular ligand-gated monoatomic ion channel activity; transmembrane signaling receptor activity. NCBI's taxonomy places the organism in Eukaryota, Metazoa, Arthropoda, Insecta, Hymenoptera, Braconidae. Gene Ontology annotation, cellular component: membrane; neuron projection; synapse. The transcript is spliced from 6 exons. Gene Ontology annotation, biological process: nervous system process; signal transduction; monoatomic ion transmembrane transport. Bases 8 to 1273 code for a protein of 421 amino acids. The record is from RefSeq and is a predicted model, not a curated record.
UCACAUCAUGUCAUUAGUUAAGUAUAUUUUCAUUUAUACACUUUUAAACUAUUAUGUUAUAAAUAUAAUUUAUGGUAAAGAAGAUGUUUGUAAUUUAAUUGAAGAAAAAUCACCUCAUAUGCGUCUUAAGAGACAUCUUUUUUGUAAUUAUGAUUCAAACGUUCGUCCCACGAAUGAUUUAUCAAAAAAUAAAACGUCUAUCAAAAUAAUAGUGAUUCCAAAACUAAUUGAUUUCGAUGACUCUUCAAAUGUUAUGAAAUUACAUUGCUGGAUAUAUAUGGCGUGGAAAGAUAUUAAUUUACAAUGGAAACCAGAAGAAUUUGAUGGAAUUGAUGACUUGUAUCUUCCAAGUUAUGAACUGUGGACACCCGAUAUCACUAUUGUUAAUUCAGGCAUCGGAGAUCAAGAAGUUGGAAUUGCCUAUACAAAUUGUGUUCUUUCUUCUUCUGGAAAAGUAGUGUGUGUUCCAGCAGUUUGCUACUCAACUAGGUGCAAAAUAUAUCCAAAACAUUGGCCAUUUGAUAAAAAAUAUUGUAGUUUCCAGUAUUCAUCUUGGUCACAUAAUAAAGAUGAAGUAGAAAUAAGUGCAGAGAGUUUUGAACUUGAAAUGAUGCAUUUUAUACCAAAUGCAGAAUGGAAACUUGAUCAUUAUGACAUUGUACAAGUCCAAAAAAAGUCUAAAUACAUAUCACAAUUAGAGUUUUCAGCUGUUAGCAUUGAUUUUUUCGUAGGACGUAAAAACAGUAUCCUUUGGCGAAUUUUCGUCUCACCAUUAAUAGUUGUAGUAACGAUGACAUUGACAACUACAUGGCUUGAUCCAGCAUCAAAUGAACGUCUUAUAAUUGCUUUUGUUAAUUUUAUAGUACAUUUUAUAUGUUUGAGUCAUCUCCAUUGGCAACUACCAUCUGCAAUAGUUCCUAACAUAUUAAUGUUUUAUCAUAACUCAAUGAUUUUAGCGACGGUUGCUCUAAUUUUAACAUGUUUUUUACGAAAGCUCAUUGUAUUGAAAACUUCUCCACCUUUAUGGAUUUCUUCUACAAUAUCAAAAAUUUUUGUAAAUAAAUAUGGUCAGAUCUUGUUGCCACUUAUUUUUGAUCUGAAGGCAUCAGCUAGAAUUGUAGAAGAUGGUGAUGAUAGUAGUGAUCUUAUUCAUUCUGAUAUCUCAAAAAAAUCUAAUUGGAAUGAUGUUAUUAUUCUUUUAGGCUGGAUAACACUAUUUUGUUUUAUUUUUAUUUAUAUUAUUAUGUUUGCAGUAUUUAUUCAUGAUUCCUAAUUAUUAAAUUAAUAAUUAUUACAAAAUAACAUAAUAUAAGUAAUGUUGUCAAUUUAUGUUCAUUUAUUAAAUUUUAUUCUUUAUUAGAAAUAAAUGAAAUAAGAAACUGGAGUAAUUCUGAAUAAUGGGUUUUAAUGGUAAUUAAAUUAUAAAUCUAUUGAAUUCAACAAUAAAUUGAAGUCAUUUUAUUUUGAGAUUAAAAUUACUUCUUAAAUAUUUUCAUUCAUAACUAAAGUAUUCUAUAAAGUAUGUUAAAAUAAAAAAAAUUCAUAAAAUUUAAAUUAUGAGAUUCAAGUACAUUCAGAUGUACACGUAAAUAUUGCUAUGAAGAGGUGUUCUUAUAGUCUAUUCAACAAGUGCCUUUUUGACGAAAACCUGUUCAAGACCACCGAAAAUUAUGAUUAAGGUCUUAUUCGAUUCGAAAUGGCAUCUAUAAAAAGUCCCAGAAAGAUUUAUUUCGAAGGAUUUAUAUAAAUAAUAGUAAAAAAAUUAUUAAACAAUCGAGCUAGAGCUUCAGUUAAAAGUUCAAUUUGUUCAAUGAUUAACGGAGAAUAAGAAAGCUUUGAAUUGUUCAAGUCGUAUCUUCAGUAGUUUAUAAGUUAUUUUAAUAACAAUGAAUAAAAAUAGGAAGGUAGCGACAAGUCCAAGUGUUCAAUAAUUUUAAAAAUUAUAUAAAAAAUAGAACAAAAAUUUUUUCCGAUAAAAAAACACACAUGGUCGUUUCUAGUAUUUUUUUUUGUAUUUAAAAAAAUAUAGCAUAAAAAUUCAUUUGUUUACGACAAA